GUAGACCGCGAUCUACUACUAGAAAAGCUCUGGAAGGUCGGGAUUAGAGCGCGUUUCUACAACAUGGUAAAGGCCAUGUAUGAAGUAACGGAAAACGAAGUGAUAACAGGGGAAGGGAUAUCCGAGAGGUUUUCGACAGGGAGAGGGGUGAGGCAGGGCUGUCCGCUGAGCCCCAUACUAUUUAACGUGUUUAUAGAUGACAUUGAUGACUGGUGGGAGAAAAGAGGGGAAGGAGGUACGGUAGUGGGGGGAGAGAAGAUUUUCUGUUUAAAAUACGCGGACGACAUUGUAGUGGCAGCGGAAAGCGCGGGGGAACUCCAAAGCAUGUUGGGCACUGCAGAGCGUUUCUUCCAGGAAAAUCGACUGGAAAUAAACGUCAACAAAACCAAAGUCAUGGUUUUCAGGGGGGGUGGCCGAAGGAAAAAAGGAGAAAAGUGGAAAAUAUAUGGGAAAGAGGUAGAAGUCGUCAACAGUUUUAAGUAUCUGGGUUUUUGGUUCUCGUCAAAAAACGCGUAUGGGGAGCAUGUAAGAAAAAUGGCGGGGAAGGGGACAAGAGCAGUGAAUGCGGCGUGGGGGGUGGCGACAAGGGCCGGGUUGAGCUCACUCGACAGCAGGUUGUACAUCCUUAACGUGCUGGGGAAGUCGGGGGCAACGUACGGGACAGAAAUCUGGGGACUCAAACCGCGGGAGACGAUGGAAAGAGUACAGGGGAGGGUAGUGAAGAUGGGAAUGGGGGUGUCAAAAAUUACGCCUGGGUAUCUGUGGAGGGCGGAGAGCGGCAGAAAGGGAUUGAUUCUGGAGACUAAGAGACGUGUGCUAGGUUUCUUGGGGGGGGGGGUGAGCAGGUUAGCAAAGGAUCGCCUAGUCAGAGUAUGCCUAAGUGAGGAACUCAGGGCGCUAGGGAACUCCAAUCCUUCAGCAUGGGGAAAAGAGCUGAAGGAAGCUCUGGAGGAAUGGGGGGGUGAGGAUUUCCUGGAAAUUCUCAAACGGGGGGAAACAGAGUGGAAGGAGUUCCAAGACAGGCUGAAAGAGUUUUUGGAGAAGGGGGAAGCCAAGGAGCGGGCGGAGGAUGACCGUAGAAUACGGGACUCUACUUUCAACCCGUUCUAUAAGUACCUAGUCAGGCCCGACGAAAAGGAGGGGUAUUGGAGCAUGAAAGGAGUAACUUGGGGGGACAAAACGAUGUGGGCCAGGAUGCGCUGUGGGAACAUAGGGCGAGCAGGAAACAAGGGUUACGAGGAUGUGAGCUGUAGGCUGUGUGGCGAAGUACGGGAGGACCUGGAGCACAUCCUAGAGUGUGACAAGGUUAGGGAGGGGAAGCUAAAAGACCUGUGGGGGGAGUGGGAGAAUCUGGGAAGAACAGAAUCAUUUGUGAAGCUGCUAGGGGGGAGACCGAUCCCAGAACUGUGCAAGCUGGUCAGGGGAUGGGAGAAACGGUUGCGAGGGUUGGAGAUGAGCAAGGAAGACCAGUAACUGAGUAGCAAUAAGGAGAACUGGGUAGACGAAUUUUUUUCAGGACUGGUUAGAGGAGGAGAGAGGGAGGAAACGUUGCUUAAUCGAGCCCGAGACUACUCCCUAUCAACCGAAUUGAGAGCGGGGGCUGAGCCUUUCACGUAUCUUCGGUCACGUUAUUUUUUCUCGCUGGGGGGAACCCGCGGAGUCCACAGGAUGACCCCGUGGCGUAUUCUCUCCACCACAAAGUCCCUGGACCUUCAGAAGCAGGAAAAGGCUCAAGGCCGGGGCGAUUUAUCUUGUCGUAUCUUAUUCUUACUCUUAUUCUUACUUUUGUAAUAUCUAAUAGUUAAAAGAUAACUGUUACUAGUUUUGUAAACUUUAAGUUUUUCUGUAUUUUCUGGGCAACAUGUGUAACACUGUAUAACAGCCCUUUAUAUGGGGAAAAUGGGAGGGGAAACAAAAUGUAAAAACCCGAGAGGGUAUACA
Molecule: messenger RNA, 1941 nt
Organism: Diachasma alloeum
Lineage: Eukaryota; Metazoa; Arthropoda; Insecta; Hymenoptera; Braconidae
Source: RefSeq, a predicted model, not a curated record